AACCUUCCCCUCUUUUCUCAGCAGUAGGAUCGUUUAGUUGACUAGACAAAGAAAGUAUAAACAAAUAAUAGUCAGACAACUGAAACAUCUGAGGAAAAAAACAAUCAUCACAUGGAAAAACAAUUUAACGCACACACAUACACGCACACGUACACACACACACACAGAAACACACAAACACAAAGAUUCUUCUCAUUGGCAAAAUAUAUAAAAUCGCAGAUUUUCUUGUCAGUCAUUAUUUUCAUUUUGAAAACAUCAUUCACUUAUCAGAUUCGUCUAAAUCGUUACUUUGACUGUAUGCAUAGGCAAACAGACAACAAAAAAGAGUUGCCUUUGAAAAAAAAACUGAAGACAGCUGUUAAUCAUCACCCCCUUCUUUUUCUCUAGAUAAUUGUCGAUUUAAUUUAGUUUUAAUUGUUGAAUUCCAUCACCAAGCAGUAGAUUGGAUAAUUCGACAGACAACGGGCAAUGAGGAAACAGGCAUAAAAUGAACUCACACAAAAAACUUGGAAG
Molecule: messenger RNA, 513 nt
Organism: Trichobilharzia regenti
Lineage: Eukaryota; Metazoa; Platyhelminthes; Trematoda; Strigeidida; Schistosomatidae
Source: the annotation of a GenBank genome assembly